CUUGACGGGGUGUAAAUAUGUAUGAUAUGCAGUGAUGAAAAAUAUGUGUUCGAGGAAGGUGAGAUGACCCUCUUGGAGGAAGGUGCCACGCCCUCCUCACAGAACUCUGUCGUGGUGAAUGGGCGUGCAUGCGGCGUGGAAGAGGGCAAAGAAUGUCGCUUUUGAACGCCUCUACAAGGAUAUUGAGGAGAGAGGCAGUGUUAAUCCACUGUUCCGGCUUGCUAAGGUGCGCGAGAGGAAGGCCCGAGAUCUGGAUCACGUGAGAUGCGUGAAGGGCGGCGAUGGUAGAGUGUUAGUUGAGACUGCCAAGGUGGCUAAGCGCUGGGGGGAGUACUUUAGUGAACUCUUAAAUGCGGGAGGAGACCAGAGGCUAGUUCUUGGUGAGUUUGGACAUCCCGGGGCGUCUCGUGUGUAUUGCCGGCGCAUUUGCCUGGAAGAGGUGGUUCGGGCUCUUCGCGGGAUGCGUAGUGGGAGAGCUUUGGGACCAGAUGAGAUUCCGGUGGAGUUUUGGAAGCAUGCGGGUCGUGGUGCGUGGGUUUGGUUAACCAAACUCUUCAAUGUUAUCCUCCGGACAGUUAGGAUGCCUGAUGAGUGGAGGGAGAGUCUCUUGGUCCCUCUGUUUAAAGGCAAAGGUGACAUUCAGAGCUGCGAGAAUUUCAGAGGCAUCAAAUUGCUUAGCCACACCAUGAAGGUUUGGGAGCGAAUCAUUGAGUGUAGGGUGCGAAAAGGGGUUUGCAUCUCUGAGAACCAGUUUGGUUUCAUGCCUGGCAGAUCGACUACAGAGGCCAUUCAUCUCGUGAGGAGGUUAAUGGAAGAGUAUAGGGCUAGGAAGAAGGACCUUCAUAUGAUGUUUAUUGAUCUUGAGAAGGCGUAUGAUAGGGUGCCUAGAGAGGUCUUAUGGAGGUGCCUUGAGGCAAGAGGAGUUCCCAUCGUGUACACUCGUGCGAUCAAGGAUAUGUACGAUGGGGCUAUGACUAAGUGUUGUUUUCUUUGUUCUAUUUCCCCCCCUUUUACUCUUUUACGUGGGGAGAAUACAGCGAGGGUUUUCGCCGGUAGAAAAUCCACCACCGCCGGCGUUUUGCGGCGAGUUCAGCGUGGCCAGGGCGUUCAGUGCGUCGUCAGAGACCAAGUUCAGCUGAGUUCUACGAGGGUAACAACCUUAGAUCUAGUAGUUUCAUGCUAGGAUCUGUUGUUUUGAAGAUGAAAUCUGAGUUGUUUCUUGAAGUUGUGUUGAGCUAACUCUGGUUGUGUUUUUUUUGCUAAGUUCUUGUUUGUAUCUGCAAUAUAUCUUUGUUCUGAACUCGAAUUUGCAUUAUUCCUGAUUGAAAAUGUUGUUUGCUCAGUUCUCUGGACUUUUAUUUACGAUUUCAAAGUUAAUAUGAGUGAGUGGAUGCUUUUAUCUUGUUUCGGAUUUGGGUUAAAACUUGCUUAAUCAGUGAAGAGGUGUUAGAAGUCAUGCUCGUUUUCUAUCUUGAGUAGACUAGUUGAAGUGAAACUAUUUUUACCUGGAUUUAACCAAACCAAACAUGUAACUUACACCCUAAGAGUACAUCAAAUGCUGUGUGGUGUAAAUCCAAGUGCCAAUUAGCUAAAUUUAUUGAUUGAUUGGCUCACCCCUAGUUUUUACUAGCUACGCUUUUUCUAACAAUUA
This is a messenger RNA of Cuscuta campestris, 1651 nucleotides long. The record is from the annotation of a GenBank genome assembly. Lineage: Eukaryota; Viridiplantae; Streptophyta; Magnoliopsida; Solanales; Convolvulaceae.